AUUGAGUUCCGUCUCAUGUUGAUGACGUCACAUCGUAUAUCGCCUGUAGGCAGCUAACAGGAUACGUGGUGGUCCAGAAAAGACAAGAAGGUUGAUUUUUUUGGGUUCUAAAACAGACGUUUUGCCCGUCAGACAGACUAUGGUCUUGGAUGGACUUGAGUGUUGAGCCUUAGUGAGAUGACUGACCAGGGCAACAACAACAACCACAACAUCUCCUGCAACCCCUUCGCCGCCCUCUUCAGCUCGUUGGCUGAUGCCAAGCAGUUUGCAUCAGGCCAGAAAUCUGCACAGUUACCCACUGAGCAGCCACAAGAUGACUCAGGAGACAGCCAAUCAGAGUCGGAGAACUCCGUGUCGGACAGCGUCGACGACAACGACGACUCGGUGGCCGAGAUAAGCCGCUCCUUCCGAUCCCGACAGGAACUGUGUGAGCAGCUCAAUGUCAAUCACAUGAUCCAGCGUAUCUUCCUCAUCACUUUGGACAACAGUGACCCCAGUCUGAGAGGGGGCAAUGGGAUCCCGCCUCGAUGUGUUUACUUGGAGGAGAUGGCGGCUGAUCUGGAUGGACAGGACUGGCUGGACAUGGACAACAUAGAGCAGGCUCUUUUUAAUCGGUUGCUGCUGCUAGAACCAGGAAACCACCUCAUCUACAUGACAUCCUGCAGCGCCGUGAACCUCUCCGCUGACCGUGACGCCGGAGAGAAGUGUGCCAUCCCUUACCUUUUCGCUUGUUAUCAGAGGGCAAAGGAAGAGGUGACUAAGGUACCAGAGAAGUUGUUGCCGUUCUCUGUUCGCUGUAAGAACCUGACGGUCUCGAACACGCGGACAGUCCUGCUCACGCCAGAGAUCUAUGUCAACCAGCUGGUGUACGAGCAGCUUCUGGACCUGCUGUUGGAUGCUUUCAGCCGAGCACAGCCCGAGGAGGUGGUGGAGUUUGUUGAGGAGGUGGUUGCCGGCUUGCUCUCUGAUCAAGAGGUGCGGACAUUCGAGGAGGUGAUGGUCCCGGUGCUUGACAUCCUUCAGGGAAGAAUCAAGGACUUGGAUCUGUGUCAGCCGCUCUUAUACUUCUACCUUGAUGUCCUUCUUUACUUCAGCCACCAGAAUGAUAUUGCCAAGGUAUUGAUGGAGCACAGUCAGCCCAAAGAUCCAGCAAAUGGUUUGUUGUACCAGAAGAGCCUUUUAGGAACCGUGUUGAGCAUCUCUUGCUUGCUGAAAACCCCAGGUGUGGUGGAGGGGCAUGGCUACUUCCUCAACCCCUCCCGCUCUAGCUCUCAGGAGGCUACGGUCCAGGAGGCCAACGUCCACCAGUUCAUGGGGCAAUUUCACGACAAGGUGCACCAAAUCUUUAAAAACUUGCUCCAACGCUCUAGUGACACGCGCCACCUGCUGCUGUCAUGGUUGGGAAACUGUCUGCACGCCAACGCCGGUCGGGCCAAGAUUUGGGCCAAUCAGAUGCCAGAGAUCUUCUUUCAAAUGUACGCCUCGGAUGCGUUCUUCUUAAAUUUGGGCGCAGCGCUGUUGAAGCUGUGCCAGCCCUUCUGCCGGCCGCGCUCGCCCAAACUGCUCACAUUUAACCCGACGUACUGUGCAGUCAGAGAGCUGAGUGAAGAGGAGAGGCGCAAUCGCAAUGUGCAUGCCAGAGGUCUCGACAAAGAAACCUGUCUGACCCCCGUGCCAUCGCAGCCCCCACUGGAGCCUGCUGAGUCCUACAGCCUGCUCACGGAAAAUCUCGUCCUCACGCAGGUCACCCUGCACCUCGGCUUCCACAGACUUCACGAGCAACUGGUCAAGAUGAACCAGUCCCUCCACCGGCUCCAGGUGACAUGCCAGGAGGCCCAUCAUGCAGGAAGCCCCAUGUCAGGUCAGCUCUUGGAGCAGUUUGAACGCCUGAUGACGGUCUACUUGUCAACCAAAGCCGCCACCACGCAGCCCGCCAUGCUGCAAUGCUGCCUUAAUCUCCACGCAUCCAUUGCUGCUCUGCUGGUUCAGCUUGCUGUGGGAAACCAAGGCCCCGAACAUGUAGCACUCAGUUUUCCGCUGCCCUCCCUGCAAAGCACCAUGCUCUGCUUUGUACCAGAGUUUUUUGCAGAGAACUUGGGAGAUUUUUUCAUCUUCCUGCAUCGGUUUGCUGAUGACGUUUUGGAGAGCUCUGCUGAAAGUCUGGAGCAGAUUCUUAACUUCAUCACAGUCUUCAUGGGUAAUGUGGAGAGGAUGAAGAACCCACAUUUAAGAGCAAACCUCGCUGAGGUCUUGGAGGCAGUGAUGCCCCAUAUGGAGCCUGUGGCGCCUGGUGCUCCUCAGCCUAUCGUCUUCCAGCGAGAGAGAGUCUUCUGCUCUUACAAAUAUGCACCUCAGUUGGCAGAAGCCCUCAUCACUGUGUUUGUUGACAUUGAGUUUACGGGUGAUCCUCAUCAGUUUGAACAGAAGUUCAAUUACAGAAGACCCAUGUAUCCCAUCCUCAAGUUCAUGUGGGGCGAAAAUAACUACAGAGAGAGUAUCAAGCAUCUGGCAGACUACGCAUCUAAGAACCUGGAGGCCAUGAAUCCUCCUCUGUUCCUCAGGUUCCUGAACUUGCUGAUGAAUGAUGCCAUUUUCCUUUUAGACGAGGCGAUCCAGUACCUGAGUAAAAUCAAGAUCCUGCAGCUGGAGCGGGAUCGAGGGGAGUGGGAUGACCUGGCCCCCGAUGCUCGACGAGAGAGGGAGUCAAGCCUGCAGAUGUUUGGACAGCUGGGCCGCUUCCACAACAUCAUGUCUAACGAGACCAUCGGCACGCUGGCCUUCCUCACCUCAGAGAUUAAGGGCAUCUUUGUGCACCCUUUCCUGGCUGAGAGGAUCAUCUCCAUGCUCAACUACUUCCUACAGCACCUGGUGGGUCCCAAGAUGGGCGCUCUCAAAGUGAAGGACUUCAGCGAGUUUGACUUCAAGCCCCAGCAGCUGGUCUCUGACAUCUGCACCAUCUACCUGAACUUGGGCGAUGAGGAGAAUUUCUGCGCUACAGUCCCAAAGGAUGGACGAUCGUACUCCCCUACCCUCUUCUCCCAGACGCAGAGGGUACUAAAGAAGAUCAACAAGCCCGGGGACAUGAUUGUGGCCUUUGGACUCCUUGCUGAUAAAAUAAAGUCCCAUGCAGAUAGACAACAGCAGGAGGAGGAGACUUACGCAGAUGCCCCAGAAGAGUUCUUAGACCCCAUCAUGUCCACACUGAUGCUCGACCCAGUUCUUCUCCCUUCCUCCAACGUCACAGUUGACCGCUCGACUAUAGCAAGACAUCUCCUCAGUGACCAGACCGACCCUUUCAACCGCAGUCCUCUCACCAUGGACCAGAUCAGGCCAAACGAGGAGCUCCGACGGCAGAUCUUACAGUGGCUGGAAAAGCAUAAGCAGGAGAGGCUGCAGACGGCAACGAGCGACAAGACUUGAUAACCACGCCUUCCGUGCCUAACAAUGACUGCAUCCACGUUUGCUUCCACCGUUUAUUUUGUUGAUGAAUACAACCUAGCAUCCAUGCUACAGACUGGAACGCCAUGAUGACAAGUUGUUUGGUUUUGACCUUCCUUGCUGAUUAUUCUACAUACACUUACCAGCUAACAAGAUUUUAUACUGCAAACACACGUAUUUUGUGUCGCUUUGAUGGCAGAAUUAGUAUGUAUAUAUAUAUAUAUAUAUAUAUAUAUAUAUAUAUAUAUAUAUAUAUAUAUAUAGAUAAUCACACAAUAACACAUCAAUAACAAGGCAGCACUUUGAAUUCAUGCUGCAUGCUCGGUGUAAAUCAAAUUAGAAGUUAAGCUAAAUUUAUCUGUAGGUACAAAUGUAUUCAUAUUGGUGUGGAUUUGAUUUCUAAAGAUUAAUUGUAUUUAUUGUACACCUUGCAGUGACAACUGCGUAAGCACAGGAAAUACGGCGUAAACAACACGCGAAAGUCCGCACUAUGCAGAGCACAACGCUUCCGUUUUGAAUGUGACAAAUCGGAAUAUGCUUGAUUGAUUCCGUUUCAAGUUGGAAGUGCUCGCCGGUGCUUCACGGUUCCAGACAACUGGCACUACAAAGAUGCGUGAUAUAGAAAAUAAUAGUAAAUGUGAGUAUGCAAAUGUAUGUAUAUAUAUAUAUAUAUAUUAUUUGGAGGUGCUGAACACUCACUUCUCUUGAAAUCCCAAUACAACACAUUAAAGGCAGAGAGGGAGAAAGGUGGAAUGCUAAUGCAACGUUGCCAGUGUUUGAAUCAACAAACGCAGUACUAGUAGGGGCGCUGGGGGUUGUUUUCUCGCCUGGUAGUGUUUAUAAUGCCAACACCAUUCACCUUUCUGAUCGCCCUUGAAUCAUUGACAUGGAAACGGUUGACUGAUGGACUGUAGCGCUUUUCAAAGGAUUUGAUGUUGUGCCGCUCAACGGUGCCUGACACGUUUUUAUAGUGUUUUCCUUCAACACACGGAAAGCAUAAAGAUUUCAUUUGAAGAAAUGUGGUGUGAUCAUGGACUUAAAUGUGAAGCAAGGAUGACGUGUGCGUGCUUCACCUUUAUUACCUUUAAGUGAAAUGAUGAUGCUCUAUUUUGUUUCAUUGUCAAAUUUUAUUUUGAGUGUACAGUAUGAUUUAAAAAAUAAAUAAAACUAAUGUGUGU
Molecule: messenger RNA, 4616 nt
Organism: Dunckerocampus dactyliophorus (ringed pipefish)
Lineage: Eukaryota; Metazoa; Chordata; Actinopteri; Syngnathiformes; Syngnathidae
Gene: ube4a
Product: ubiquitination factor E4A (UFD2 homolog, yeast)
Exons: 20
Coding region: 178-3420 (1080 amino acids)
Biological process (GO): protein polyubiquitination
Cellular component (GO): cytoplasm; nucleus; ubiquitin ligase complex
Molecular function (GO): ubiquitin-ubiquitin ligase activity
Source: RefSeq, a predicted model, not a curated record